UUUCUUUCUUCCUUAGAAGUAAUUAAUUUAAUGUAAAUUGAAUGUUUGUGUUGUGAUCUGUGCUUCGUUUUCGUUUCAAAAUCAUCACCUUUAAGCAUUACCGCAUCUCAAUUUUCAUAUCAUUCUGCAUAUGAUUAUCUCUCAAUUUGAUAACUACCUCAGUUCAUUGAAGUAUGAAGGAAGAAAUUUGUGCUGCUGUGACUUUCUUAACAGAUUUGAUGGGGAAAAGUAAAGACCUAACUCCAGACCAGGUGGAAAUAUUCCAUGCUACACUUGGUUCUGUUUUAAUAGAAAGAUUUGAAGGUCAUUGGUUUCCUGAGAAACCGUAUUGGGGUCAGGCGUAUCGCUGUAUCAGAGUAAAUGGCCGAGAGAGGAGAGAUCCAGUGUUGGAGCGGGCAGCUCAAAUGUGUGGAUUGCGCUAUCAAGAUCUUCAUCUGCCGCCUGAGCUAACAUUGUGGGUUGACCCUAAAGAAGUCUGCUGCAGGUUUGGAGAAGAUGAAGGCUCUUAUUGUACUGUUGCUUCAUUUAAAGACAAUAAAGAAAAUUUAAGUGAUAAUUAUUUCAUUCAAGAUAGUCAUUUGAAAUCAUUUCAUCAAAAUGCAUUUGAUUAUGCGAAAAAGCAAAAAAGUCGCCGCAAGGCGGUUGAUAGUCAGAGGAAAACAUCUGUUUAUCCUGUGCUAAAUAAAGGACACCAAUCUUUGAAUCCGAAACCAGUACCUUCAACUCGCUACUUAGAUUGGGGGGCAUUUCACCCUGAAAUGACCCCUUUUGUCCGCAGAUCAAAGAAACCCACCCGUAUUGUAUAUUCUAACAAUCGAAGAAGUAAUUUUUUGUAGUGAUCAAAUUGAAUGUUUCAAUGUCCAAUUGAACUGAUUGAAUUACCUUUUAUGCUUGUUAUCUGUGUUAAUGAAAAAUUGUGCAAUUCUGUGUUUUUAAGGAAGUUGUUAUCAGUAGAUUUUUAAAAUGAAUUGAAAUGGAAAAGACGAUUAAAUUCACUAUAUUUGUCAAAUGUAUUUUUACAUGCAUGGACUCUGUUUGUAGCACGCUUAAAUAGAAGUGCCGCCUUUUUUAUUUGUAUUUUUAUAUAUAAAUUUUUAAUGUUCUGUUAUGUUUGAUAAAUUUUUAUAUUUGAUAUUUAUUUUCUCUUUCAUCACUUUAUUAGUCAAUGUUUUCUAGCUUGAAACGUGUAUUUUAUAGCUGAUGAGCACUACUAUUGAUGUUAUAUAUGGGAUAAUGAUUAUCCAUUUAACGCACAAUGGCUAUCCCAGUAUUUUGGUAUAUGUAUAUAAAAAAUAAUUUACAUGCAACAGGAUUUUUUUUUUUUUUUUUUUGCAUUCCAUUACAUUGAUUUUUUUUUUUUUUUCGUUUUCAUCUGAAUUUACAUUUAACAUUCGCUUUUUUGAAUGCCCUACUGAUACAAAGAAUUUGAUGAAAUUCCAAAAUGUUGCUUACUUGUUGAAUUUAUGUAUUGUGGAUCAAUGGUCUUAUUUUUGCAUUUAUGGUCAUUUGUUCCUGUUUAAAUAUUUAAAGUUUUGUUUAUAUUUAAACAUAGUUUUACAAAU
Molecule: messenger RNA, 1562 nt
Organism: Uloborus diversus
Lineage: Eukaryota; Metazoa; Arthropoda; Arachnida; Araneae; Uloboridae
Product: protein BTG4-like
Exons: 5
Coding region: 174-836 (220 amino acids)
Biological process (GO): negative regulation of cell population proliferation; negative regulation of mitotic cell cycle
Cellular component (GO): cytoplasm; nucleus
Source: RefSeq, a predicted model, not a curated record